Molecule: messenger RNA, 5833 nt
Organism: Pseudoliparis swirei
Lineage: Eukaryota; Metazoa; Chordata; Actinopteri; Perciformes; Liparidae
Gene: mbnl1
Product: muscleblind-like splicing regulator 1
Exons: 12
Coding region: 1021-2304 (427 amino acids)
Molecular function (GO): metal ion binding
Source: RefSeq, a predicted model, not a curated record
UGGUGCUCGGCUCCGCACAGCUCCUCGACUCAUUCGCUGUCGGUUCACUCGCUCACUCGCUUGCCUGUCUUCUGCCGGUCGCUCUGCCUCGCUGCGCUCCGCCUGCCUGCCUGAGAAUGGUCCAGCCGGUGCCUGGGGGUCUGCCGUCGCGGCCUGUCUGAACACACGCAAAAACACAGAGUCGGUCGACACGCGGAAGCAAACACACUCGCGCUCGCACACACACACACACUGGAGAGCAAUGUGAGAGAGGAAGUGCCUUCCCUGAUGUCUGCUGCAGCUUCAACCUGCUUCCACAGCUGAAGCUCCACCCUCCCCUUUGCCUCGCUCGCUUGCUGCCACGGUAACACGAGUGCCAGGACAGCGGCCGAGCCCACCUCGCGGCCUACGCUCUGACCUGCUCGUCCAUCUCCCACCAACACCACCGCCACCCACUCCUCGCAGCAGGGGCUCCAGCCUCAGCUCUGCCAUCUGCCCUCCACCAGCUGCGCAGCCUUACCACAGCAGCCCGACACGCCGCCAGCAUCUCACCCACCUUGCCUUUUAACCUUCGCCUUCGACCCGCCGGGCCUCCGCUCGGUCCUCGGCGCCCGUGACCUCCCUGUAGCCGGCUCCGCCCAGACCCUCGCCGUUGCUGCCUGCCUCGCGGCCCCUCACCACGGGGCCCACGGCUCGGCCCGGUUGGCUCUUUGCCUCGUCGGCUUGUGAACGUCGUCGUCGAGUCAGGCCGCGAGCAGCAGCUCCGUUGUUAGGCUCAGUCGUCUUCUGGAUACAAACACGUCUGCGGCGGUUGAUUGAUCGGGAAAGAUAUCCGAUAACAUUCGUCCUGCAACAUUUCACUUUGGAAAAGGAGGCCUUUCCAACAAUAGUCCCGAUAGUUUGAGUGUUUUAUUUCCAUGUCUUUAACUUAACUGACAAAUCAGCAAAAGACCCUUUUUAUAGUUGUGGAUUAAAAACACACGCACUUUACUCACGCUCAAACAUAUUUCAGCUCGGAAUAACUAUUGCCAGCGUGUUGCCAUGGCGAUGAACAUGGCACACAUCCGCGACACAAAGUGGCUGACGCUCGAGGUGUGCAGGGAGUUCCAGAGGGGCACGUGCUCGCGCUCGGACCAGGAGUGCAAGUUCGCUCAUCCGGCCAAGAGCUGCCAGGUGGACAACGGACGGGUCAUCGCUUGCUUCGACUCGCUCAAGGGCCGUUGUUCCAGGGAGAACUGCAAGUACCUGCACCCCCCUGCCCACCUAAAGACCCAGCUGGAGAUCAAUGGCAGGAACAACUUGAUCCAGCAGAAGAACAUGGUCAUGCUCGCCCAACAGAUGCAUCUCGCCAACGCCAUGAUGCCUGGCACGCAACUAUCACCUAUGGUGAGAGGACACACACGUAUGAAUAUGCCACAGCUACUGCCCAUGCCCAUGUUCUCAAUGAGUCCAGGCAUGGCCACCAGCGCCAGUGCAGCAGCAGCUGCAGCCGCAGCCUUUAAUCCCUACCUGAGUCCCAUGUCACCAGGCCUGAUGCCCCAAGAGCUGAUGUCCAGCACCCCGGUCCUCAUGGCCUCCAACCCCAACGUCGGCCAAGUCCCCAACUCUGCCGCUGCUGCAGCCCAGAAACUGCUGAGAACCGAUAGACUUGAGGUGUGUCGGGAAUAUCAGAGGGGCAACUGCUCUCGGGGGGAGACCGACUGCCGCUUCGCCCACCCCUCAGACAGCACCAUGAUCGACACCAACGACAACACCGUCACCGUCUGCAUGGACUACAUCAAGGGCCGAUGCUCUCGGGAAAAGUGCAAGUACUUCCACCCGCCAGCCCACCUGCAGGCCAAAAUUAAGGCUGCCCAGCACCAGGUGAACCAGGCCACAGCGGCCGCGGCCAUGACUCAGUCGGCUGUCAAAUCACUGAAGCGACCCCUCGACGCAACCUUUGACCUGGGUAUCGCCCCUAGUAUCAUGGCUCCCAUGCCCAAGCGGGCAGCCCUGGAGAAGGCCAACGGGGCCUCUGCCAUGUUUAACACCAGCAUGCUCCAGUACCAACAGGCCCUGGCCAGCAUGCAGUUUCAGCAGCAGGCUGCUUUCCUCCCAUCAGGCUCAAUAUUGUGCAUGACACCUUCAGCCAGCAUUGUUCCCAUGAUGCACGGUGGUUCUCCAGCCUCCAUGUCUGCAGCCGCCUCAUCUGCCACAAACCCCUUCGCAACCCCCUCCACCAAUCAGGACUCUUCCUUAUCAAAGUUGACCAACGAAUACAUGCAAUUGAUUCCAAUAAUAUCUGCAGAUCAUCUGAGUAGUCACAAGUACUUGACUCAAAUGUAGUUCCUCUCAAGAACAAUCAAAUGAAUGUGUGCUGCACCGUCCAAGCCAAAAGAGUUCAGCCUUUAUGUACAUAACCUUCAGAAUGUCAAGCAGCAGGACGGGGAGGGUCUGCCAUCUCUUAGCCGGUCCACGAUGAUGGUCUCAUCACAUGUGUAAACAUCAGAGGUGCGACGCGUGACCCGUGCCGUCUUCCCACAUAUCAAUAAGAAGAAUUUGUUGUCAAAUUCAAAGUCCAGCUGAGAGAAGAGGAUAUCUUGGUGCUGGGGUCGGUGUGUCUCUCCCUCCGUGGGAAUAGUUCACAUCACACCUCCGUGUCUGAGUAAAUCAAAUCCCUCAAUUUGUUCUAAUUAUUAUCAUUACCGCACGGAAGGUCAGGAGCGCGGUUGCGUAAUAGCAACAUCCAGUGCUGGUACGUUUAUUAGACCAAGAUGUAUCCUUCCUUUUUUUCUUUUUUUUGGGUUCUGCUUUAUGAUUAUGUUUUGAUUGAUAGCCAUAUUUAAAUAGUUUACAAGUGUAAUGCAAACAUGCAGCUUGAAUUUGAAUCAAAAUCUGAAAGGCACAAUGAUUUUAACAGGAAUUGUAUUCGCCAAACGAAUUGGGCAUGUACAGUGUUGUGUUUUUACGGCUACUAGUGAAACUAGAUGCUGAAAUGAGGGUCGUGGACGUAUGAAUGUUCUGGGGAAACCAACAUACCUGUGUACCUUGAAAGCACCGCCAGGCUCGCUUUUCUCACCUCGUCAUGUGCCAUCAAGGCCAUACAGCUAAAACCAGAGUGUUAUCUCAGCAGUGUUAUUUGUUUACUGAAGGUAAAAGUUUUGUAUGGCUCUUUUUUUGUAUUGUUUUGUUUUCAGAAUCUCCAUUGUGGGUGCUUCUUUUUAUUUUUGAACUUUUCAUUUCUCUAAUUAAUCAGUUUGAGAAGUGGGGUUCUCGCCAAAUAUUCGUUCAUUUGUUUAUGUUUUUCUUCUUCUUUUAAUAUCCAAUUGGAGUUUUUUUUCCCUAAAGAGUGCCGUACCUCUUUUCAUAGACUAGUGUUGUUUUUGUUGGGAUUAAGUUGUUGCUCAAGUCCGUCGACUAUAAGGCGUGGUGAAGUAGAGGGUGUAGCUUCAGUUGACACCGUGUUACCUUGUUGUCCCUCGUUUAAAGAGGAGCUACUCUAAAACUGUGCCUCCAAGAAGCACUGUUGAGCCAUCGAUGGGGAUUUAAAACAACAGGCCCGAGGGUCUAUUAGGUCAUUUAAACCGCAUGUGCACUUGAAUGAUCGUUUGUCUGGUCACCCUGUUUUAAUUUCACAUCUCAUCCUAUGUGAACUUUGUCUUUCGAGGAGAAGCAGCAUAUUGUUGUGUUUGUGUUUCCAAGGAGAAACGCAAAGGUUCUCAUCCACUUGUAGAUCUGACUACACAAACCAAAGCACACUUUUUUUUCCUCAAUCAUAUUCACCAAUGGUUAAAGAAGCAUCUCCCAAGAGGCUUGAUUAAGGAAAAAAAUGUUUAUCAUCUUUCAUUUAUCAUCAAUUCUAUGAUCACAUCUCUGUGGUCUGUUUUCACAGAGGUGUGUCGUGUGUCUUUACCGAUUGUAAUGUACCUAACGAAGCCUUAGAUUACAAUUAAUGGGUCCCAGCCCAAUCAAAUGUACUUUCAAUCACCGUGCAGGUAAAGAACACCAAUGAUGUUUUAUAGGUCUGUCACGUACCGCUUACGAUCUUGUUUUGUUUUGUUCUUUCUCUCCGUGUACAAGUAACAAAUACUCUCUUAAAUUUCAUUGAACUUCUGUGUUAUGUACUACUUAAGGAUUUGAAUCUAUUUGAGGUAUGUAGUUGUAGAUUUUUCUUUCUUUUUUUGCCUUACUAUAUAUUAUUACUUGACGACAUUGAUAUAGCCGUAGUAGAUUUUGAGAUAGUAUGACAUUCAUAACUUUUUCAAACCAUAUAAUGGAUAACGUGUUGAGUCGGUUUUAAAUAGUCACUUCAUUCAUAGAGCUGGAUGUCUUUUUUUCAGAUGAUGUUACAUUGUCAGUUGAUUUUGUGGAUGAAAGAUGUUUUUGAUACAAGGAAUGAGAUCAGCAUCUCCGAGCAGAGAAAGAAACUAAUGUUUUAACCAACUUAACUUUUUUUUCCCUUGUAACAUGUCAAGAUCAUGUUUGAAAAUAUAUUGUAUUGAAAUAUAGAUUGUCCAUGUUUUAGAGUAAAAAUUAUUUUCUACUGUAUCCAUUUAAAGAAAGAAAAAAAAUACGAUAUGUACUUUUGUUUGAAUAUUUCUUAAGUUUGCCCUGAAUGUCAGGCCAAAACAAGCAGUGAGGUUGACGGGUCUUUGGAUGUUUGUUGGAUAGAGAGAUGAGGAGCGAGAAAGCAAAGACUCUUCCAGACUGGAGAGGUCAGAAAUGCUGCAGAUGAGGAGUUCUAACCUAAGGGACGAAGGUUGACUUUUUGCACUUCUGUAUAUAGUCAAAUGAACAGAGAAAAAAAUGUGUAUCAUAUUGAGAUAUUAUUUUGAAUAAAAAAAGAUCUAUAAUUAUAAGGAAUUUUGUUAGAUUAAUUUAAAUUCUUGAAUUAGAAGACCAGCUAAAAAAUAUUGCUUGCAAAGAAGGGCACUAGUUUCUUGGCCAAUGCAUUCAGAGAAAGCUAUAUGCGCUUUUUGUCUUAUUUUAUCAGUAGUAUUGCCAGGGAACGUCGAAGGGGAAUAGAUAUCGCCAUGUCAUGCUUACUCCACCCCUCCUGUGGGAUGACAUAUUCAAUAAUAUCCAUAUAUCAUUUGUUAGAGUUGGUCUCACAGUAUUGCCACUCCCAUGGUACAGUUGAAACAUUAAACCUUCAAAAUGUGUUUUAUAUUAUCAUUUUUAAUUUGACUGCAUGUAAAAGUAAAAACAUGUAAACAAAAUAAAAACACGUAUUUAUGUGAAGAAAGAUAACACAUUGAGAUUACAGAACAUGCAUAUGUUGGGUUUUCUUUGCAAAACACACGUACAGUAGAUAACAUCCACGGUGGGGGGGAAAUAAUACUUCAUAAACAAGUCAUUUUACUCUUGUGUAACAACAAUAUUUUCCAUGCAAACAUGUUAUUUAAAGAAUGAUCAAAUAUUAGCACUCAUCCACCCCCGAUACUUUCUCAUAGCCAUAUAAUGACAGUCGACACUGACUCACGGGAAGCUCUUCCUGCUAUCAUAGCCGUGCACUCAGCAGGCGAAGGCUCGCCACACCAAAUGCAUAUUUGGAAAAUUAGUCUUUGAAAUGAAUGUAACGGUCAGCUGGCCGGCGUGUUUCUGGCCUGAGGCUACAGAACCAAAGCACCAUUCUCUCCCAGCCAGAUGUUCAGUCUGCUGGCUGGAGCCAUGGUCUCUCUUCCCUGCUGGGGGCACAUGUAUGCUUUGACUGCUUUUUACUUGUAAGUGCAACCAUCCAUUAUGUAUUUGCUAACAGUUGCCACACAAUAAUGUCCUAUUCUGUCUUCAGAUUUGUUCAUGCACAUUUUAUUGCUGCCAUAAUUGACUCUGAAUCUGAAAUCUGAAUAAAACAAUAUUUGAUUUGCUCAUGCAA